GAAGGGGACUUCAUCCUGGUCGAGUACGUUGGGUACGCUAACGUGUGGCACGAGCGUUUGGUGGUGCUCGCGCCCGACGGCUCGAGCCUGGCGUGCACCCUCACGCCGGACGACGACAGCUACGAGGAGGACCUCUUCGCCGCCGCUGAAGUGCGACGCUGGCUGCCGUGCGAGGGCGGACGCAUGGGCGCGUACCCUCCAGCGGCUGCUGGGAUGCACGUGCACGGCUUCAGGGGCGUCCCCGCGCCCGCGCGGGUCGCGCAGGUGCUGGCCGCGGGAGCUGCAAGGAUGGGAGUCGCCCUCGGCGCUGAGGACACGGUGGUGCCCAACCUGGUCGGCGCGGCAGGCGGUGCCCGCCCUCGGCCUGGCGCCGCUGGCAUCGCGCCGGCCGGAGGCGCAGCGGCAGCGGCGCUCGCCGCUGGUGGCGCGGGGCCGCCCGCUGGAUUGCUGGUGGCCGCCCCCCCCGCGGCGCCCGCCGCCGGGCUCGGGGGACCCGCCGUGGCGGCUGGGGUGGCUGGCCUGGCCGCCGCGCUCGCGGACGGCCCAGCGGCGCCCGGGGCAGGCGCCCCGGCGCUGGCAGGCCCCCCGCCGCCGCUGGUAGCGGCGCCCGCGGCUGCAGGACCAGCUGCCGCCGAAGGCGGCCGUGGGGCCGCGGCGGCGGCGGCCGCGCCCCUGGAUGCUCGCAUCCAGCCCGUCACGUACGACCCGCAGGGCCAGCGGCACGCGGACUACCGCAGCGCCGUCAUGGGCAUGACCGAGGGGGCUUUCCCCGAUUGGCCAGUCAGGGGGCCGCGGACGGCGCUGUGGGUCCUCAAGUUCAUGGAGGCUCACGGCGGCACUCCCACGGGCCGCCACUCGCGCUGGCUCUCGGAGACGCGCUUGCAGGGCACCGAGCCUGGCGUCGACGAGCACGAGCGGGCGUGCAGGACCCUCGAGCGCAUGGUGAUCUACGACCAGCUGAAUGUGGCGAAUCUCGCCUCGGGCGAGAUGCUGGCCAGGUCGGUGCAGCUCCAGGAGGAGCGCUACAGGGACCGCGUCGCCCCGGCAGCCGACUCCGGCAGCCUCGACGCACACGUGCUGCUCGGUACUGACCAGCUGCGGGGGAACGCGUGCGUCGCGCCGAUGCUGCAGGACCACAUCAAGGACGAACUCACGAAGAUGAAUUCCUACAGGAAGGAGCAGCGCAAAGCCAGAGAGGAGCGCGACUUGGCCCGCAAGAAGAAGGGGACCAAGGGCGACAAGGGCUCUGGCAAGGACUGGGCCGACGACGCCAUCGACGUCAUGAACGCUGCGUGUGCCCCCGAGGCCCAGCCGUCAGCCCUCGGAGUUUCUGAAGGCCAGCGGGCGUCUCUCGCGCACAUCCAGCCCACCUUCGCCUGCCUCGAGCCGCUGGCUGAGGGCGAGGGCUUUCCCGAAGGAGCGCUUUCGGAUCUUCUCUCUGGCUCCCCGCUGUAUGCCACGGGGGGGCCUCGCCGACCCUACUCGCGGGACUUGAUCUCGUGGCCCGACGUCGGCGACGACCCCGUGCCUCUCACCAAGGUCGUUGCUGGCCCGGACGCUCAGUGGCUUAGGGCAUGGAGCUCGAGCAUGCUGCGUGGUCGCGAGGAGGCGGACGCCCUCCUGCAGCAGGUAUGCCCUCGCGGGCCGCAUGUCGACCCCAACCUUGCCUUCUCUCCGGCGACGUUCGCCGACUUCCUUGCUGAGAUGUUGAAGCGGAAGAUGAUUUGCUUCCAGGCGGAGGACCCUCGUAUCAAGCCGAUUGGGGUCUUCUGCGUGGCAAAGAAGAGCAACCGUCUGAGGCUGAUCUUUGAUACUCGUACUGCGAAUGCGUACUUCACGGGCCCCCCAGCCACCGCGCUGCCGAGUGCUGCCGCCUUCUCGAACCUGGAGGCGCCAGGUGGCAAGGUGGUCGUCGCGGCAGGAGACAUCGACAAUGCCUUCUACCGGCUGCUGAUGCCCGAGGGCUUGUGCAGCUAUUUCAGGCUUCCGCCGAUCGACAGGCGGCACCUGGAGGCCCGCGGUAUCACGGGACUCCCCGAUGCCGCCAGGGUGCAG
Molecule: messenger RNA, 2055 nt
Organism: Prorocentrum cordatum
Lineage: Eukaryota; Dinophyceae; Prorocentrales; Prorocentraceae
Source: the annotation of a GenBank genome assembly